This is a messenger RNA of Eupeodes corollae, 1913 nucleotides long. It is a transcript of the gene mtDNA-helicase, whose product is annotated as mitochondrial DNA helicase. The coding region runs from base 130 to 1899 and encodes 589 amino acids. Gene Ontology annotation, molecular function: 5'-3' DNA helicase activity; ATP binding; single-stranded DNA binding. Gene Ontology annotation, biological process: mitochondrial DNA replication. The transcript has 4 exons. NCBI's taxonomy places the organism in Eukaryota, Metazoa, Arthropoda, Insecta, Diptera, Syrphidae. The record is from RefSeq and is a predicted model, not a curated record. Gene Ontology annotation, cellular component: mitochondrion.
AUUUUAUAUUUUCAUUUUCCAUGUGCUGGUCCUUCUGUAAUCCGUACCUUGGCCGGUAGAAUAUUUUAUUCUAUUUCACAAUGGAAGUAAUAUAUUUUUUAUAAAACUUAAUAAAUUACAAAGCUUGUUAUGUUUACCAAAUCGAGAAUUCUGUACAAAAGCAGCUUUCUAAAGUGCUUCCAAAGAAACAGUACCUUUAAGUCCGAAAUAUUAGCUGAACCCAACAGCUUAGUGGACCAAAAAGCGUUGAGUGAAUUUAAAAAAUUGCUCAAAAAGCUAGAGGUGCCGGUAAGGGAUGGAUUUACAUGUUUACAAAUAGAAUGCAGAUUAUGCAAUAAUCCUACCAGAUCGACGGCGUUUUUAAAUAAAACGACAGGUCUCUUCAUGUGCCCAUCAUGCCAAGUUAAAUUUCCCUUUAAGGAUGUUAAAAAAAGCUACGAGGAAAAUGUUCAAAUCAAUGAGGUCAAUUUGAAGAAAGAUGUGUACAUUCCCUCGAUAAAUACGGUUGAAGAAGUGCCCAAGGAAAUCUGUGAUAGCCUGAAAAUACCAUCAAUUAGUACUCAGUUGCGAAAAUUUGGUGUGAAAUAUGACAGUGAUACUGAAAAUCUGUACUUUCCAUUGAAGGAUGCAACUGGCCAACACGUUGGUGAUAAAAUUCUAAACCUGGCCACUCUAGCAGAGGAAACUUUACCCAAAGAUAAUUGUUCGGGUAUCCUAUGUCAUGGCCCAACGGAUGCAUCCAAAGCAGUUUUGGUUUCAAAUAUUAUGGAUUACCUCUCACUUUGUGGACAGAAGGUUGAAGGAUAUAGUAUAAUUUGCUUGCCGUACUCGCUCAAAGCACUGCCACAAGAGUGUCUCCCUGCCUUGGAGACGUAUAAAGAACUAAUAUUUUGGUUUGACUUCGAUUCGGCCGGUUGGGAUGUGGCUCACAACUUUUCUAUUAAGUUAGAAGAAAGACGGUGCCUUUUCAUUCGUCCCACCGAUGUUCAACCUACACCUUUUAAGGCUAUGAAGAAACACUUGAACCUGCGACACAUAAUACAAAGAGCUACUCCCAUUCGUCACAAGUCGAUCACUACCUUCAGCGAACUGAAGAUGGACAUUCUUAGUGAGUUGCAAAACAUCGAAAAAGUAAACGGAGUCAAAUGGAAGCGGUUUCCUGUUCUAAAUAAGCUGCUUAAAGGUCAUCGAAAGGGUGAACUUACCAUCUUGACUGGACCCACCGGUUCGGGGAAGACGACAUUUAUGUCCGAGUACUCCCUAGACCUGGCACUCCAAGGCGUAUCCACGUUAUGGGGUUCAUUUGAAAUUCGAAAUACACGACUGGCGUUGACAUUACUGCGGCAGUAUGUCGGCUAUCCCCUCGAUGACAAACUCAACGAGUUUGAAUAUUGGACAAGCGAAUUUGAGAAGUAUCCCAUGUAUUUUAUGACCUUUCACGGCCAGCAGAGCAUUAAAGUUGUCAUGGACGCCAUAGAACACGCUCAGUAUGUGUAUGACAUCAAACAUGUUAUCAUUGAUAAUAUUCAAUUUAUGAUGGGAAUGUCGGGAUUCAAUAAGGUCGAUAAAUUCUACGAACAGGACGCAGUUAUCAGUGCUUUUAGGUCGUAUGCAACGCGUAAGAAUGUGCAUGUCACUUUAGUAAUGCAUCCACGAAAAGAACGUGAUUCAGACGAGUUGACCACUAGUUCAAUAUUUGGCAGUGCUAAAGCUACACAAGAGGCCGAUAAUGUUUUGAUCAUUCAAGACAGAAGGCUUACAUCAGUUGGAGGGAAGAAGUUUUUGCAAGUUGCCAAAAAUAGAUACACUGGAGACCUGGGAAUUAUGCCUUUAGAAUUCGACAAAGAUGGAUUAAGUUAUGUUAAGAAAAAAAAGAAAAAAGAAGAAAUAAAAUCUUAAAGAAAUUAAAAAAU